This is a messenger RNA of Neogale vison (American mink), 1194 nucleotides long. RefSeq names its product testis expressed 13A (gene TEX13A). The transcript is spliced from 2 exons. The coding region runs from base 46 to 1194 and encodes 382 amino acids. NCBI's taxonomy places the organism in Eukaryota, Metazoa, Chordata, Mammalia, Carnivora, Mustelidae. The record is from RefSeq and is a predicted model, not a curated record.
AUUCAUCCCACAGGGACAGCUAAAUCCCUAAGGGGCUCAGUAGUCAUGUCCUUAAAACCCGAUGAUGCCAGCAGUGGGUUCCAGCACAACAAUGUUGUGGCCUUCAUCAAUGAGAAGAUGGCCGGGCACACAAAAGGCCCUGAGUUCUAUCUCGAGAAUAUAGCCCUGUCCUGGGAGGAGGUGGAGAACAAGCUCAGGGACAUCCUAGAGGACAGCACGGUGCCCAGCGAGGUCAAAGACGCCUGUGCCUGGAGCAGCCUUGCCCUGGGCGUGCGUUUCGCACGCAGGCAGGGCCAGUUACACAAGCACAGGGUACAGUGGCUGCACGAUUUUGCCAAACUGCAUAAGUCCGCUGCACAGGCCUUGGCCUCAGACCUAAAGGAGCACACAGCGCGGCAGGAGAUGGAGCGCAAGGAGGCAGCAUUCCGGAUGCGGCAGACACAAGCAAACCUGGCAGAGAUGCAGAAGGAACGGGACCUCCUGAAGUGGAAGCUCUUCCAGCUGGGGUCUACCAGGGAGCAGGGCCAGGCCACAGAGGGGCCAGGCCCAGCCACUGCCAGUGGGGCUGGGACAGAAGAAACACGCAAGGAGGUAGAGGAGUCCCAAGCUGCUCCUGCUGGUGCCACAGGAAAAGGAAGAAGAAGACAGAAAAAUGCAUUGGGGGCUGAAGCCACAAAGGAGCUCGGCAGAGGCCUCCUGCACGUGGUCGGAGCCGUGGAACGGAAAAAUUACACCACUGGUGGCCAGAGAGGGGGAGAUCUCAGGUCAGUGGAAACCACCAUGUUUUAUUUCUCUGGGACCCUCAAGCCUGGGUCCAUAGUCUCACCAUCACCCCUUCCUGUCCAGCUCCCUGCCUCAUUCACGUACUCCUACUCAUGCCCCUCAUCCCCCUUCCCACCUGCGCCCACACCAUCCCCACCAGCAGCAACAUGCACAGCAAGAGUUCCAUCUCAGACAUCUCCCAACAGGAAGCCCUCUGAUGUUAGCUUGUGUUCUGAUGUGGGGUCCCAGGGAACAGACCCUCAAGAAUCCCAAAGAGACAGGAGAGACUCCGAACCCCAUCAGCAGAGAAGACCUCCCAUAUUUCGAAGGCCUGGGGAUUGGGACUGCCCUUGGUGUAAAGCUGUGAAUUUUUCACGGAGGGAAAUUUGCUUCCGCUGUGGGAGGGGAAUCUGGCUGCAAAGCCCUCAGUAA